This is a messenger RNA of Camellia sinensis, 927 nucleotides long. Lineage: Eukaryota; Viridiplantae; Streptophyta; Magnoliopsida; Ericales; Theaceae. The record is from RefSeq and is a predicted model, not a curated record.
AUGUUGAAGGUUGAGAGUGUUGCUUUGUCGUCUUCUAGUCCACCUCCACCUCCUCUCACUCCAUCCACUGGUGUUCUCUCUCCUGUUCUGUCCAUUCAAAGCUCAGAAGCGCCGGAAAACCCCUCCGGAAUACCACCGCAACAACCGGUGGCGGCCAACUUAACCAUCGCAACAGCCAGCGGUUCCUCCAGCUCAAGCGGUAAUGGUGCAAAUUGCAGUAACAGCAGUGUGUUUGCAAGUAUAUUUGCAUCAUCAACACCGUCAGGAGUUUCACAACCUUCGCAAUCACCAUCUUCAUUCUCCGAUAUGCUCUGUGCUAUGGCUGGUCCAGAGCACCACCAAACAGAACAACCCAUGUCCCUCUCUCUCUCCUCUUCCCUCUAUCUCUCCAACAACAAUCCCUCCUCCCUAUUUCCAACCACUAGUCAAUCCCACCAUCGCCAAUACACUCCGACUCAACAACCCGCUGCUUUAUCAGCCACUGCAUUGCUUCAAAAAGCAGCACAAAUGGGGGCAACAGGGUCGAGUUCCUCAUUCCUUCGAGGGCUUGGUUUGGAAUUACAAUCUUCAGUAGACAAUCAAGACACGGCAACAGCUAGGCAAUGGAACAACAGCCAUGUGGUGGUGAAGCCAGAGAGCAAGUCAUCGGUAGCUGCUGGCCUAGGGCUAGGGCUCCACACCGAUGGAGCCGCCUCCGGUUUGACUAAUUUGAUCAUGGGCCCACCGUCCUUCUAUGGGAACAAGCCGACCACGCUUGAUCUUCUUGGCCUGGGGAUUGGAGCUGGUGGAGCCUCCACUGCUGGCUUCUCGGCUUUGUUCACUUCCCUUGGAGGUGGGCUUGAUGUUGCGGCGGCGGCUUCAUUUGGAGGAGUGAAUUCCUUGGCUAAAGAAUAUUGGAAAGGUUCAUCUGAAAUUACAUUUUUCUAG